AUGAAUUUUUCUGGGGUCCUUCUAGUUCUGCAUCUUUUUGAUAAUCCGAAUGUAGAGAUUUCUACUAUUGAACACAUUUUAUUACUCUCUUGGUCUAUUUGGAAUAAUAGGAACCGAUCAGUCUUCCGGCAGCUAGUUCCUUCCCCUUCUCAAACUUGUUAUGGGGCUGCUAAUUUUGGAACUAGCUACUGGCUGGCUAAUCGCUUAGUUCCGAAACAGAAAAUUUCCCGAUCUUUUCACAUCAAAUGGAAGCCUCCUGAUGAUAAUCAAGUCAAACUUAAUUUUGAUGGUUCUGUCAAGCAUGGUGUUGCUUCGACUGGUUUUUGUAUUCGAGAUUCUAACGGUAAUCCUAUUAUUGCGGCUACUCGAAGAAUUGGUCAUGCUGGAGUUCUAACUGCAGAAGCUACUGCCUUGAGAGAUGGUUUGAGCUCCGCUCUUUUGAAUCAGCACCUCAGUAUUUGGGUGGAAGGUGAUUGUAAGCUGCUUAUUGACUGCAUUCUCAAGAAGACCCCCCCUCCUUGGCGAAUCAAGCUUCUCGUUGAUGAUAUUGCUUGUCUGGCAGCCAAGUUUCACUCCAUUAGAUUUCGACAUAUCUUUCGUGAAGCCAACUUUGUGGCUGACAAAUUGGCUGAUUUAGGUUUUCGAAGUUCCACUCCUUUAGUCUGGUUCCAUUGUCUCCCCGUUUCUGUGUUUCCAGCGUUCCAUUUGGAUCAGCUGGGCGGGGGUUGUUGUCGUGGUUUUUCUUUGUAG
Molecule: messenger RNA, 750 nt
Organism: Rosa rugosa (rugosa rose)
Lineage: Eukaryota; Viridiplantae; Streptophyta; Magnoliopsida; Rosales; Rosaceae
Exons: 2
Coding region: 1-750 (249 amino acids)
Molecular function (GO): nucleic acid binding; RNA-DNA hybrid ribonuclease activity
Source: RefSeq, a predicted model, not a curated record